GUAAGCGAAGUGGCCUACAGACCUACAUUUAUACAACGUUCGAUUUUUACACCGCUUUAAGAAAUAGAUAUUUGUGAAACCUUGGCGCGAAUUUGAAGGUCAUAAUUUCUUAAGGCUUCGAGGCGUGGUAAAUUCGGUUAUCGUUGCGGGACAAGUGCGUAAUCGGAUAAACAAUGCACGAAGAAGCGACAAGUAUGAGCGUUCCUGGCUCUGUUGCCGCAUCUACUGUCCAGAACGAAAACGGCACAUCUACGGUUUCAGUGGUAAAUGCCGAAGUGGACCUGGAGGCGACCACGGACAAUGACAACGUCGAAUUGCAAGUGCCUUUCUCAACAAAUUCAGGAGCAGAUGGUGAACUUUGGAAGGCGACAGAACACCGCAUAAGAAAAAUAUGUUUAUAUUAUUUUGUCUUAAAAUCACUCAAGUCCGUCUGCGAUUACCUGUGUACGGUUUUGGUAGUUUUGUGCCACGUGGCUUUGAAAGAUCAUCGAAUUAUUUUCGAAAGAUGGGUGAAAUUCGAACAGAAGUUGUCGGCCGCCACGUUAUUAUUCCUGCUGUCCCCGGAUUCGAAAUAG
Anoplophora glabripennis (Asian longhorned beetle) is the source of this 575-nucleotide messenger RNA. RefSeq lists its product as uncharacterized. The transcript has 3 exons. The record is from RefSeq and is a predicted model, not a curated record. Bases 174 to 575 code for a protein of 133 amino acids. Lineage: Eukaryota; Metazoa; Arthropoda; Insecta; Coleoptera; Cerambycidae.